Messenger RNA from Helobdella robusta, 633 nucleotides. RefSeq lists its product as hypothetical. The transcript is spliced from 7 exons. The coding region runs from base 1 to 633 and encodes 210 amino acids. Lineage: Eukaryota; Metazoa; Annelida; Clitellata; Rhynchobdellida; Glossiphoniidae. Gene Ontology annotation, molecular function: nucleoside triphosphate diphosphatase activity. The record is from RefSeq and is a predicted model, not a curated record.
AUGCGCAUGUUGCAGUUUUGGGCGGGCGUAAACUUUGUUACGAUGAUAAACUUGAUAAAUAAACAGUUCAGCUUAGAAACGUUCUUCGUUUUGGGCAGCGACAUUCUCCAUGGUCAAUGCGUGCAGGUACGCGUGAGGCAUAUUAACGAUAAGCAGCCUGUACAUUUUAUGGACAUCCUCGAUGAAGAACAACUGGAAAAGACAGUAAAAACACAGAAUGAAAGAUUAAAGAGAUAUGGUCUAGCCCUGAACAUUGGAAAAGCAAAAACUAAAAAUUUGAACUUCACUGUGAAGAAAUCAGAUUUCGAAGAGAAUUUGGAUAAAUCCAAUUUCUCCUCACCUAAUGAAUAUGCUAAAUGUACAGCUCUGCACAAGACUCAAGAUGUUGUCGUGAAUAUCUUUAAAAACAAGGAGCAUCUGCCCGACCUGAUAAUCGGAGCAGAUACGGUUGUGUACAUGGGGAACCAGAUCAUCGAGAAGCCUACUAGUGUAGAAGAUGCAGUGCGCAUUCUGUCCAUGUUGAGUGGUCGAACACACACAGUGUGUACUGGCGUAGUGCUCAUGAUUGCAAAGAGCACAGCCAGGAUGACUAUGAUAAAACUCAGAGAGAGCUCAUCUAGCACAGCCACCUGA